Messenger RNA from Daldinia childiae, 810 nucleotides. RefSeq names its product Alanyl-tRNA editing protein AlaX-L. NCBI's taxonomy places the organism in Eukaryota, Fungi, Ascomycota, Sordariomycetes, Xylariales, Hypoxylaceae. The record is from RefSeq and is a predicted model, not a curated record. Gene Ontology annotation, biological process: regulation of translational fidelity; alanyl-tRNA aminoacylation. Gene Ontology annotation, molecular function: ATP binding; nucleic acid binding; Ser-tRNA(Ala) deacylase activity. Bases 1 to 810 code for a protein of 269 amino acids. The transcript has a single exon.
AUGCAGCGCACCUAUCUCGCGUUCCAUCAUAACGCAAAGCUUCAUACUCUACAAACUGUAGUCACUGCAGUCCGCUCAAUAACAGCUCUUGAGGAGGCUAACAAGGGGCUUUUCAAACAAGCCAAGGAAGAUGACCAUGUUGUAGUUACGGAAAAGACUAUAUUCCACCCUCAAGGCGGAGGUCAACCUUCUGAUGUUGGUGUGAUGAAAAGCCCUGAGGGUGAAAGUUUUGAUGUAUUUAUGGUGCGCACAAGUGCUACAAACGACGGCGAGAUAUUGCACUUUGGCAGAUUCGCGAAUACCAUGGCAAUUUUCAAGGCUGGGGAUUCGGUCACUCAAACGAUUGAUAGUGAGAAGCGGAAUCUAUACUCCCGGUAUCAUACAGCUGGGCACGUUCUUGGUGCAGCCGUUCGACAUCUCCUCGAAAAAGAAAUAGCCAACUUCGAUGAACUAAAAGCAUCGCAUUUCCCCGAUUCUGCUGCUUGCGAAUUCCAAGGUCUUAUUGAAGGGAAAUGGAAGGAUGCUAUUCAAACUCGCUUGGAUGAGUACGUUAGCAAAGACAUGCCAGUUGAAAUAGAUUGGUGGGACGAGAACGACUUCAAGAUAAAUGGGCUUGAAAGAUUAAUACCUGAUCGCAAAGCAAUGGGUAUGACGGACGAUGAGAAAUUCCGAGUCGUGAAGAUUGUCGGAGCCGAGACCUAUCCAUGCGGCGGCACGCAUGUUGACAGUACAGAGCAAUGCGGCAAGACCAAUGUGAAGAAGAUUAGUCGAGCAAAAGGGACAAGCCGAGUAAGCUAUGUGCUACCUUAG